This is a messenger RNA of Echinostoma caproni, 519 nucleotides long. The record is from the annotation of a GenBank genome assembly. NCBI's taxonomy places the organism in Eukaryota, Metazoa, Platyhelminthes, Trematoda, Plagiorchiida, Echinostomatidae.
AUGUCAUUCCUAAAGACUGUAGCAGAGAAGAACGGAACUGUGGUAAUUGUUGGAGACUCCAACGCCCCUGAGGCAAUGUGGGAAGAACUGAUUGCUCCGCCCAACACAUUUGGGGGCGAUGUAGUGAAGUUCAUGUUAGACUUUGCUCUCGUUCAGCAUGUCACAAGUCCAACGAGGUGGCGGGUAGGUAAUUACCUUGAGCUUCUGGACUUGGUGAUCACGAAACAUUCCGGCGAGGUCGAGUGUUUGAGAAUCAUAGCAACACUUGGGCGGAGUGACCAUGGAGUGUUGCGUUUCACCAUCCCAGAUGCGAUAGAUGUCCCCCCACCGAAGCUGACAAGGGCUCGUAAUAAAAUCACUAAACCGCGUAAGCUCGAGGCGGCUGGAAGACUGAAAUGCAACGUACCGUACGGGAGCGUUCAGGAGGGUUACCAGCUCUUCAAAGAGAAGCUCGAGCGGCUCACUGAGGAAGUUGCACCACACAGUGCUAAUAAGAAAAAGGGAAGGCUUGCCUGUUGA